Messenger RNA from Branchiostoma floridae (Florida lancelet), 2675 nucleotides. RefSeq names its product ubiquitin carboxyl-terminal hydrolase 5-like. Gene Ontology annotation, molecular function: zinc ion binding; protein binding; cysteine-type deubiquitinase activity. Gene Ontology annotation, biological process: protein deubiquitination. NCBI's taxonomy places the organism in Eukaryota, Metazoa, Chordata, Leptocardii, Amphioxiformes, Branchiostomatidae. The record is from RefSeq and is a predicted model, not a curated record.
AAUUGUAGAAAUUGCUCUCGAAGAGGACGCUUAAUCUACAGCUUUAUUAUAUGUAACAUCAACUUGAUUUUAUAUGUACGAAAAUCGAUGAUAAAGUUGACAUUCAUGACCAUAUGAGUCACAGCUUCUCUAUAUUUAGUGGUUUCGAUGCGGUUGAGGUCUGCCAUCCAAGAUGUCGGCGUUAGAAACUCUGUACGGCUAUCUCCCCUGCGUCAAAGUUCCCCGGGGUGGGGAGAAGAUAUACAAGGAUGAAUGCAUAUACUGCUACGACACACCGGAGUCGGAGGGUGGUCUGUUUGUGUGCCUGAAGUCGUACAUGGGCCUGUGUCACCUGCAUGUACAGAAAUUCUACGAGAAGUUCCCAGAGAACCCCAUCUACCUGCACCUGAAGAGGACCAAACUAGAGAUCUCUGGUGCAGCAGGGGGUGGGGAAGCUGAGGACCCUCCAGCCAAGAAACCAACAAGGCUGGCCAUUGGUGUUGAAGGAGGUUUUGAUGUGAGUGAAGAAGGUCGCUAUGAGAUCCAGGAAGAGAUAGCCAUCGUGGUGAUGCCUGGAUACGAGUCCUUCCCAUACCCAAGUAUAGAGGACACACCUGUGCAGAUCCAGUUGGCGAUAGAAGGUAUCCUGAAGUCCUCAGGUGCUGACAAGCAGUCUGCAGUGGAGGCCUGGGAUGGGGAAGUCAGACAAGUUAGCAAACAUGCAGAUAAGCUAGAGCAGCUGAAUAAUGGAGUCAAGGUGCCUCCCAAAGGCUGGAAGUGUUCUAGGUGUGACCUAGUAGAAAACCUGUGGAUGAACUUGACAGAUGGAAGCAUCUCCUGUGGACGGAGGUACUUUGAUGGGUCGGGAGGGAACAACCAUGCCGUAGACCACUUCAGAGAGACAGGAUUUCCUCUGGCUGUCAAGCUGGGGACCAUCACGCCUACCGGAGCAGAUGUUUACUCCUACGAUGAGGAUGACAUGGUGGAAGACCCUCACCUGGCCAGACACCUGGCACACUUUGGUAUCAACAUGAUGAGCAUGGAGAAGACCGACAAGACAAUGACGGAGCUUGAAAUCGACAUUAACCAGAGGGUGGGGGAAUGGGCGACCAUCCAGGAGUCGGACAAACAGUUGAAGCCCAUGUACGGUCCAGGGUACACCGGGAUGAAGAACAUGGGAAACAGCUGUUAUCUCAACUCCGUCAUGCAGGUCAUCUUCACACUACCAGACUUCCGGAAAAGAUAUUUUGAAGACUAUGAUUUAAUCUUAAACAGAGCACCCGAAGAGGCCCCCAGUGACUUUACUACCCAAAUGGCAAAAGUUGGGUAUGGUUUGCUAUCUGGCACCUUCUCCAACCCACCUGAAGAGGAGAUGGCUGCAGCUGCAGCUGCACCACCUGCGAAAAAAGUCCAGAAUGGCAUCACUCCCAGGAUGUUUAAGACAUUGAUAGGGAAGGGCCACCCCGAGUUCUCUACAAACAGACAACAAGACGCACAGGAGUUCUUCCUUCAUCUCAUCAAUAUCAUUGACAGACAUUCAAGAGGCACAUUCAACCCAACGGUAUCUUUAAAGUACAUGGCAGAAGAACGUAUCCAGUGUGUCCAGUCAGGCAAGGUUAGGUACAAGCAGCGCUCAGACUACCUUCUGUCCCUACCUGUUCCUGUUGAGCUGGCAGAUAACAGGGAGGAGCUAGUUGUGUACGAAACAAGGAAGCGAGAAAAGGAAAGCAAAGGGGAGAAAAUGGACCCUAAGGAGUUGGUGAGAGCUAAGCUGUCCCUGCAGACAUGUUUGGAUAGCUGGGCAGAGCCUGAGUCUAUCCAGGACUUCUACAGCAGUGCUCUACAGGCCAGAUCUGUGGCCAACAAGUCAACAAGAUUUGCCACCUUCCCCAACUAUUUAAUGGUGCAUCUGAAGAAGUUCACAAUAGGUGAAGAUUGGGUGCCCAAGAAGUUAGAUGUGUCCAUGAGCAUCCCUGAUGAGCUGGACCUGGAACACUUGAGAGGGAAGGGGAUACAGCAGGGGGAGGAAGAGCUUCCAGAGGGGGAAGAGCCACCAAUGGGAGAGCCUGCUGGAGCUGGUGCUGGGGCCACUGCUGCUACUGCUACUGGACAAAAAGCUGAACCAGAGAUUGAUGAAGAAACAGUGAUCCAGCUGUCGGAGAUGGGGUUCCCUACAGAGGCCUGCAGGAAGGCUGUGUACUACACCUCCAACUGUGGGGCUGAGGCAGCCAUGGACUGGAUCAUGCAGCAUAUGGAUGAUCCUGACUUUGCUCAACCACUACAAAUCCAGAGAGCGCCUGCAGGUCAGCGGCCGGAGCCAGAGGGCGCAGCUGCAGGGGGGCCCAGGGCUCCCGAGUCGUCUUCAGGCCUGAGUGAAGAGGCCUUGACCAUUCUGGAGGCCAUGGGCUUCACAAGGGGACAGGCCAUCCGGGGGCUGAAGGCUACAGAUAACAAUUUGGAGAGAGCAGCAGACUGGUUGUUCAGCCACUCUGAUGAGCUGGACACCAUGCCCAUGGACACAGCAGAACAGGAAAGUCUCCCCGUACAAGCAACUCCACAAGUCCAGGAUGGGACUGGAAAGUACAAACUUGUAGCCUUCAUCAGCCACAUGGGAACCUCUACAAUGUGUGGCCACUAUGUCUGCCAUAUCCUCAAGGAUGGAAGAUUGGUUAUCUACAAUGAUGAGAAAGUUGCAG